This is a messenger RNA of Marasmius oreades (fairy-ring Marasmius), 1669 nucleotides long. RefSeq lists its product as uncharacterized. The record is from RefSeq and is a predicted model, not a curated record. Lineage: Eukaryota; Fungi; Basidiomycota; Agaricomycetes; Agaricales; Marasmiaceae. The transcript has 2 exons. Bases 756 to 1658 code for a protein of 300 amino acids.
CUCCCAACCCUUCCUAGUACCAGUGGGUCAAUGGACGUCUUGCUCGUGUCCGCGAACCAGGAUCAGCGUCAAAGUAUAAUGCAAGCUUGCUGGCUCCGGGAAAGCAAGUAUCACCCACUUGGAAUACGGUAUAUAUACUCUCAGAGCUCUUCGGGGGACCAGAUGUCCUACUCGGAGUUCGGCGUUUCUCGAAAGACUACGUAUGGUUCGUCCUAAGUUUCCAACGGCUCAAGCCCCCUGGGCUUAAAUUCUAUCACUUCAUCAUUCUGAUUUACAGCUUUCAUGAAUACUGCCCUGUGUGCGAAUUUUACUCGAUCUUAGCUCUCAUCUCACAAUGAGCUCAUACAGGUUUCUGAUCAUGAAUCGUGGGUCUAUGUCCUUCGACGCACUUGUCAUCGGAGUGCACACUGCGAUACUUCAAGACUCAAGGAAGCGUGUUCUACGUAAGGGAUGAUCACUCCGUGCACGUCUGUCAGACAUAAGAACCCACGUCAACGGACAUGAAGUAUUCAACGGACUUGACUUCUACUUUGGACAUUCAACAUUUUGUCGUCCUGAGGAAGCUUCCCUCCCCCUCGGGCUGGCUUAGUCGUAGCCUACGAUCCCGGAUAUUUAUCCUUUCUCUGCACCUAUAACCCCCGACGCUCCUGAAAAUUCUCAAACUUAUUCCCUGCUUCUAAACUUUAUUGAGAUUGUAUAUCUCUUCCUCUUCUGAACUAGCGCGCAAGCCUUCGCCUGUCUCUUCCCAUUCCCCGAUGAACCAUUACGAGGACUAUGAGUCGCGAUGUUCCUCUUUGGGACCGCUCAUCUCAAGAGGGAUGGGACUGCACAACUGUGGAUACUUCGCUCGAGUCAUCAACAGGCGAGGCUGCCGAAAUUCAGGUAUGAGGCUAACACUCUCGGAAGGAGACGUCGUCUUCAUUACCAAUAACCACAUCGCUGAAAAGCCCGGGUGGCUUUUUGGUAUCCGACUUACAGGGGACAAUUCCCUAGCCGAAGUUGGUCUAGUUCAUCAGAGUGAUAUCGCUCAAGUGUCAAAGGAUGAGAUCUCACGAUGGCCAGCGAUCUUAGACCGACCUAUCCCUUCAUCGGUUUCAUCCGUUUUGUUUCUCGGAGGCAGGACGGGGAGAGUUCAUUUCGGUAUACCAGCCCGAAUUGUUUCCUGCCGUACAGGAUAUACGACUGUUCGAGUGCAAGGGGAGAUGGGGAGGUAUCUGGAUGUCGAUGUUGGGGAGGUUGUCCUGCUCGUCGGAUACGCCAACAACAAUUAUUAUGCGAUCAAGGCUAGCUGGGAUGAUCAUGACCGAGUCUGGUCUGGCCUGGUCGAUCAUCAUGACGUUAUUCUACUACGGCCUGUUGGACCCAAUGAACUUGUUGAUAUUCAGCAGGAACCCCUACCGAUUGAGAAUGAGGAUGCAGACGACCGAGUGGAGCACACAAACAUUAUGAGCGCUGGAACAGGAGUGGGAGAUCUCCAAGGCUUCAUUGGAAUGGAAGGAUACCUCGACAAUUUUUGCCAGAAAGCCAGCGAAGGGUUAUCGCCGUUCAAUCUUCGUAUCAUGAAAUGGAGGUCGGAAGUCUACGCAAAUAGUUAUUCUAGGAUUCGGAGGUUUAACUCUUUUGAAUUGACUACACAUGUAAAUCUUGAAGUACAUUGAAAUGAUACGUA